UGGAAGGCGCGCGUUGUGCUUCUUGCACUGUUUGCCGUGGUCGCCUUCAGCAUGGAGGAAAUUUAUGCCAAGUUUGUGUCUCAGAAAAUCAGCAAAACCCGCUGGCGACCAGUGCCCCCGGGAAGCCUGCAGACCGCAGAGACCUUCGCUACCGGUUCUUGGGACAAUGAGGAAAAUUAUGUUUCAUUGUGGUCUAUUGGAGAUUUUGGAAAUUUGGACUCUGAUGGAGGAUUUGAAGGAGACCAUCAAUUAUUGUGUGAUAUCAAACACCAUGGUGAUGUCAUGGAUUUACAGUUUUUUGACCAGGAAAGAAUUGUAGCUGCUUCAUCAACAGGAUGUGUAACAGUUUUUCUCCAUCAUCCAAAUAACCAGACUCUGUCAGUCAACCAGCAGUGGACAGCAGCCCACUACCACACGGGGCCUGGCAGUCCUUCUUAUAGCAGUGCCCCAUGUACAGGCAUUGUGUGUGACAACCCAGAAAUUGUCACAGUUGGAGAGGAUGGUCGAAUAAAUCUCUUCAGGGUUGAUCACAAGGAAGCUGUAAGAACAAUAGACAAUGCAGAUAGCAGUACACUCCAUGCUGUAACCUUCCUUCGAACUCCUGAGAUACUUACAGUUAAUUCAAUUGGACAGUUAAAAAUAUGGGACUUCAGACAACAAGGAAAUGAACCUUCUCAGAUAUUAUCAUUGACUGGUGAUCGAGUGCCACUUCACUGUGUUGACAGACAUCCCAACCAGCAGCAUGUUGUAGCUACUGGUGGCCAGGAUGGAAUGCUGAGUAUUUGGGAUGUUAGACAAGGUACUAUGCCUGUAUCUCUGCUGAAGGCUCAUGAGGCUGAAAUGUGGGAAGUUCAUUUUCACCCAUCCAAUCCAGAUCAUCUAUUUACUUGUUCUGAAGAUGGAUCCUUAUGGCACUGGGAUGCCUCCACAGAUGUGCCUGAAAAGUCCUCACUCUUUCACCAAGGAGGAAGAACCGGUACUUUUUUGACUCAUAGCAUUAGUAACCAGGCUAACGUUCACCAAUCUCUUAUAAGUUCCUGGCUCAGCACUGAUCCUGCGAAAGACCGUAUUGAAAUCACAAGCUUGCUUCCCAGCAGGACUCUGUCUGUGAACAGUUUGGAUGUUUUAGGUCCUUGUCUUGUUUGUGGAACUGAUGCAGAAGCAAUAUAUGUUACCAGACAACUGUUUUCAUGAAAAUACUGGGAUUAUAAUAUUUCAAGUUAAAUAUAUAGUUAGCCCUUUGAAUUACAACUUCUGUGCAAAACUUUAUUAUUGAAAAAUGUGAUAUUUACAGGGGUCGUAUCAGUAAACUAUUGUUAAUAUCAAUGCCCAAUUUGGGCAUUUGUUACUUGGGUAUUCCUACAACAGUUACAGAAUCUGAUAGAUUGCUGAUGGCAUAAGAUUUUGAACAUGUGGAAGAACAUCAGAGGGAUCCUUGUACUGAUAAAUAACAUUGCUUUCAAACAGAAUAUUAUUGACAAUUCCUGGAAGCAACUGUUCAUUUUUAGUGAUGUAGGAUUUAACAUUAAACCACCAAUGAGUUCCUAUAAUUUUUAUUCCUAUAACAUUUUCUUAUUAAUUUUCAUAAGUUUUUCAGGAAAAAGUGAGUAGAGCAAAACAACAAAUUUAUAGUUGUGUUCAAAUAUUUUUAUUAUUAUUUUCUGUGGAUCAGUGGAUGUUGCUGGGGACUGAACCCAGGGAUUGUGCAUGCUGGGCACUCUACCAUUGAGCUGUACCUGUAGCCCCAUAAAUUUUUUUAAAAAAUGAAAAUAUACAUGUUAUCUUUGUAGAUGCACAUUUUCUGGCAGUAAGCACAUUAUCAUCAUUUUGAACUACUAAAUAUUCUAAAGUAUAAAUGUAUAAUAGUAUAUUUUACUUAAUGGCAUAUUACAUUCCAUGUUCACACCUUUCACUGUUUAUGAUUAUACUAUAUUUAAUUUAUAUUUCUUGUUUGUAUUCUUAGCCAUUUUUAUUUUUGGAGGCAAUUUAGCAUCUUAUUAAUUUUUAACCUUUUAUAUAUGAAGAAUAUUUUGCCUGUGGUCCUAUGAUACAGGCAGCUUUUAAUUUAGCUUUGGCUUUAUUCAUGGGGCUUUUUAUAGAAUUAGGCAUUUUGUAUAUGGUCAAUUCAAUUGAUUUCUUUACACUUUAUGCCCUUUGCAUCAUGCUAUCCCUAUCCUAAGUUUAUAUAAAUGUUUACCUAUCUUUCCCUCUAUUUUGAGGUUUCAUGUUUUAUGUGUAAUUAUCACAUUUUGAAUUUAUUUAGUGACGCCUGUAAUCCCAGCUACCAGAAACUGAGGUAGUAGGGUACCAAGUUUGAGGCCAGCCUGUGUAACUUAGCAAGAAUGUCUCAAAAUAAAAAAUAAACUGGGAAUGUAGCUCAGUGGAAAAACAUCCAUGUUGAAUGUACCACACUCACAUACAUCUGAAAAAGAAUUGGUUGGAGGGCGGUCUUAAGGAUUGAACCUAGGGCUUUAUGCACACUAAGGACAGUAAAUUCCCCAUCUAGCUCCCUGAAAAUUUUUUUUAUACAUUUUAAGCAUAAAAAUAAAAUCAUUUAAUGAGCCCAGGUUUAUCAGGAAACACACCCAAUUUUCGUUUCUGAUGUCAUUCACUCCCCACCACCCCACCUCUGCUCUGGAUCAUUUUAUUUUAAUUUUGGGGGGGGGGGAAGUACCAAGGAUUGAACUCAGGGGUGCCUUGCUGUUGCUGAGGCUGGCUUUGAACUUGGAUCUUCCUGUCUUAGCCCUCCAGUGCAUGCUGGGAUUACAGGCAUGUACUGCUGCAUCCAGCUUGACCAUUUUAAAGCAAAUUCCUGAUAAUGUGUUAUUGAUCAUUUACUGUAUGUGUCCUAAGAACAAAAACCCUCCUUUUUUUUUAAAGCACAACACCAUUAUCAUUCCUCUAAUAAAUUAUUCUUUAAUACUGUUAAAUAUUUAAGCAGUGUUUUAAAUUUCCCAGAUUGUCUUAUGAACAUUUUUAUAGUUGAUUUAUCAACAGAUAAAGGCUAGACUAUUACAUGUCUCAAAUUACUUUAAAUUCACACCCCUUAUUUUUUAUUUUUCUUUGUUACUUUUUGUAUGUAUCUACCUCAGCCUCCUAAGUAACUGCGAUUAUGGAUGCAUACCACCAUGCCCGCCAAGUUCUGCCAAUUAGUAAGAAACAUAAGCUUUAUUUAGUAUAAUGUGGUAAUGUACCAAUUUAUUUAUGGAAUUAAUCACAUUUUCUUUUGAAGGCUACAGGAUAUCAGAUGAAAGGUACCUUGGAGGCCAUUUCCAAUCUAAAUGUGCUCAUCCCUCUGCAGCAAGUGCAACAAAUUAUUGUCCAGUUUAUACUUAAAAACAUAUCCCAAGAUGAGCAUAGUAGCUUAUGCUUGUAAUUCCCAGCCAUUGGGAAGUUGUGGCAGGAAAAAUUGCAAGUUGGAGACCAGCCUCAGCAAUUUAAGAGACUGUCUGAAAAUAAAAAAAUUUUAAAAGCUGGGGAUUAGCUUAGUGGUAAAAUCCCUACAGUGCACGCUGGGAUUACAGGCAUCUUUUUUUGCCCAGUACAAAAAGUUUCCCAUUUCACUGUGCAGCUUCUCAUUUGGACAGCUCUAAUUGAUGCAGCAUUGUGACAGAGUUUCAGUUUAUGGGUAAGAUCCAAAACAAUCCUGUAAAAUGGUAGAAUGGUUGUGGGUUAAUGAUAUUAUGAUUCUGUUAUGAAACAAGCCAACUGCCAAUUUUGUUAUAUUUGAAUUUUCAUUAUGUUGGGAUGCCUCAAUGUGGAUUUUCACUAAAUAAAAUGAGUUUUUAUAUUCUGAA
This is a messenger RNA of Ictidomys tridecemlineatus (thirteen-lined ground squirrel), 3797 nucleotides long. It is a transcript of the gene Nup43, whose product is annotated as nucleoporin 43. Gene Ontology annotation, molecular function: protein binding. NCBI's taxonomy places the organism in Eukaryota, Metazoa, Chordata, Mammalia, Rodentia, Sciuridae. The record is from RefSeq and is a predicted model, not a curated record. Gene Ontology annotation, cellular component: nuclear pore outer ring.